AUGUUUAUUUUCUUUUGCUUGUUUUUUACGAACAUUUUUGUUUCAGAGUCAUUAAAUGUAGCGACAAAAAUACCGGAACAUGUAGAAAAUAUAUUGAAAUCGAACAUCACUGAUUUGCGGCGGCUUAUAAACGGAACUAGGAGGAUUAUCAAUGGGGACGAUGUCCGGAACAAUAGGCCAUACAUGGUAUACCUAAGACUUCCACAAACUAAUCCAAGAUAUAAGGACUACAGGCGAUGGUUAUGUGGUGGCGUUAUUAUCCAUGAAGAGUAUAUUUUGACUUCCGCUGCUUGUAUAGAAGAUGCUAAACAUUUCUAUAUUGUCUCUGGGACUUAUAGGUACAGUGAAGAAGACGAUCGUCAAAGUAACCCGUGUAUAAAGAAUGGCGCUAAAAAAGCCAUCUGGAAGUGUGUACCGCGAAAUUACGUAUUCGACGGCCACGAAAACGAUAAUAUCCGAUGGAUGAAUAACGACAUCGCGAUCGUCAAAGUGGAGGACGAUUUUGACUUUGAUCGCCGGAUACGAGGUUGCGAUUUUGUGCCAAAACCGAUUUGCUAUAAUAACAUUACCAGUAGAUUAGAAGAACCUGGAACUAUUGCUUCUAUUGCUGGCUGGGGCAGUACUGCUAAGUAUAAUGAUUGGGUGAAUAAGAGGAGUGGAUUCACACAAGAUUUAUUAGAAACCAACGUAAUAAUAAUACCUAAAUCGAGAUGCAAGCAUCGCUGGGGGGCGCGCUAUCACAAUAUCAUAGACAAUUACAUGAUAUGUACUAAGGAUACGAUACCGGAGCUCAGCGAGGCCUGUCAGGAGAAAUACACAGAGUGCACUGAUAUAAUGUAUUCAGGGGAAUUCGAUUCGGGAGACGCAAGACGAGCGAACGCAAACGAAACAAUUGUUCAUAACGCUAUACACGAGUCUGGGAGGCGACAGAAGGCAGGCAGUGGAGGUUUCUGUGAAAAUGAUCACGGCGGACCCUUGGUCCAUGGUACAGGGCCCAAUGCUGUGGUAAUAGGCGUGAUCUCAGCGUGUCUUGUUAAAGAGAGGACAAACAGAUGUCACGGACCAUUCCUAUACACCAGUGUCUUUAAGAACCGGAUUCUUAUCAACUGUGCUAUUUAUAAGGAUGUCAAAGGAGACUGUUCUAAGCUCUUCCGGGCCAGUGAGACUCAUAUUGAAGAAGAUAUCAGUUGGGUUGAUCAUCCAGAUGGGCCUGCCAAGAAUGAAAUUUCAAAAAUGAGACGCAACAAAGAUCAAGUUAACGGCACAGAAAAAUCCAUACCGACGCCGUUUGAUAAAAUUAUUCAACAUGGCGGUGUUAUUCUAAGAACUUCGGAUAGCAAAGAGAAUUUAAAGAAUGUUACAAUAUAA
Messenger RNA from Pieris macdunnoughi, 1368 nucleotides. The record is from the annotation of a GenBank genome assembly. Lineage: Eukaryota; Metazoa; Arthropoda; Insecta; Lepidoptera; Pieridae.